GCCGAGCUGACGUGGCCCCCGGAAGUAGGGCUGCGCGCGUCCGUCAUGUUGCAGCAGGACAGUAAUGAUGAUACUGAAGAUGUUUCACUAUUUGAUGCUGAAGAGGAGGCUACUGAUAGACCAAAAAAAUCCAAAAUCAGAAUGUCACAGGUAGAUUAAUGGUUGGUCUGCGUUGGUGGAAUCAUAUUGAUGAAGAUGGAAAAAGCCAUUGGGUGUUUGAGUCCAGGAAGGCAUCUUCUCAAGAGAGUAAAACUGUUUCAGAAGCGGAGUCAAGAAUCUUUUGGCUAGGACUUAUUGCCUGUCCAGUGCUGUGGGUGGUUUUUGCCUUUAGUGCUCUCUUCUCUUUCAGAGUAAAAUGGUUGGCAGUGGUUAUCAUGGGUGUUGUGCUACAGGGUGCCAACCUAUAUGGUUAUAUCAGGUGCAAAGUGGGCAGCAGAAAGAAUUUAACCAGUAUGGCAACUUCUUACCUUGGAAAGCAGUUUUUAAGACGAAGCACUGGAAAUGAUCAGACUUCAUGAAGGCUGAGAGAAAAUUUGUGUUUCGUUACAUUGGGAAAUAAAUGAAGAGAUUCUUGACUGAACCUUUUAGAGCUUAGUAAAUUGUUGUAAAGAAGAGUGCUGGUUUGUUCUUCCACUUUAAAAGUUAACAAAAAUUUUUUUUCAAAUGUUUUUUCUAGCUUGAAAGUAUAAUUCUGUUAAAAAUUGUCAAUGUUUGAUUCAUGGCAUAGAUUUGUAUAUGUAUAGUCAUGUAAUAACCAUAUAUUCCAAAUUAAUGAGAGUGUGUAUUUGUGUACAUAUAUAAUAAUGACCUUUGCAUUUUGAUCCAUAGAACAUAGAAUCUGUUCUUAGGCUGUCUCAAAAGUCUUUAUGUUUACAUAUUAUUUCUAUAGAAUAUUUUCAGAAAAAAGUUUUGGUUUUAUGGUAAGAAGGAGCACUUUGAUUUAUGUAUGUGUGAAGUAAUUGUUAAUGUUACAACUUAAUAUAUGUGUAACAUGGUGAAAGUUCUCAUCCUAGUCAUUCACAGGCAGGUGAAAACAAAAUUUUGUCCAGUUCUGUUAGCUAGUUCAAACAUUUUAUUUAUUUUUAUUUGUAACAAAUAAAGUCAUGUUCUUAAGGCUCAAUUAAUAUAAGUGGAUUUUUUCGUAGGUUUGGUUUAAGGAAUACCUAGUGAUUGCUGCUCUUCUUUGGAUUUUUUGGAAAGAAAGCUGAUUUUACUUUGAAACUUCCUAGAAACUCUUGAGUGGUCCUUAGCCUAAUGAAUUCUAUCUUUUACCACUAAAAGAGUAUUUUUCUUAUGUCAUAUUGAGCAUAGUUGUAAUAUUUGGCAUAGUGCCACAGAAACAUUUUAUUAAUCUAUUUUUCUUGUUAUAAUUGGGAUAUUAUAAAUCAUGCAUUUGUAUUAAUGGUAUUUCUUUUAGAAAUCAAUAAUUAUACAGUGGAACUGUUAAAGGCAUUUAAAUUCUCUUGUAAGUGUAUAUAAAUUUUGUUGGACUAUUAAAUAAUAGAUUAUUUUAUGUGUAUUUAUACAUUGUUGCAAUUUUUAAGAGAUUUUCAUUUUAUUGAAUCAGUGUCUGUUGGAGUGAUAGCUUUGAAGGUGCAUAACUUUAUAUUUAUAUAAAACUCCUGUUUACAAAACACUUUUACAUGUGUAAUUGCAUUUACUCGUCAUAAAAACCUGUUACAGGUUGAACCUACUUACAUAUAACAAGACAGAACUUUAGAUUUUAGUUUAUUCCUUUCCCAGGAAAACAUAGGAAGGCUCAUUGGGCUAUAUUGCUAAUACUACAGGAAAUAUUUCUGUAUAGGAGAUAAGACUUUCUUUCUGAGGGAUUAUUGAUUUAGUAAAUGCUAGUGUGUUAUUUUAAUUAUACUCCUAAUUGUUAUUCCUAGUAAUAAAAGUUAAUGCUGUGUAAAGACUUGCUUUUGUUUGAUCUGAAAGAUCUAAUAUCAGUCUCUAGAGUUGAAAGUUUAACAAAGAAUACAUUGUUA
Messenger RNA from Sorex araneus (European shrew), 1988 nucleotides. RefSeq names its product trans-golgi network vesicle protein 23 homolog C (gene TVP23C). The record is from RefSeq and is a predicted model, not a curated record. Lineage: Eukaryota; Metazoa; Chordata; Mammalia; Eulipotyphla; Soricidae. Bases 159 to 518 code for a protein of 119 amino acids. The transcript is spliced from 6 exons. Gene Ontology annotation, cellular component: Golgi membrane. Gene Ontology annotation, biological process: protein secretion; vesicle-mediated transport.